Messenger RNA from Ailuropoda melanoleuca (giant panda), 2937 nucleotides. RefSeq names its product cohesin subunit SA-2-like. The coding region runs from base 374 to 2815 and encodes 813 amino acids. The transcript has 22 exons. Gene Ontology annotation, cellular component: nucleus; cohesin complex; chromatin. The record is from RefSeq and is a predicted model, not a curated record. Gene Ontology annotation, biological process: sister chromatid cohesion. Gene Ontology annotation, molecular function: chromatin binding. NCBI's taxonomy places the organism in Eukaryota, Metazoa, Chordata, Mammalia, Carnivora, Ursidae.
UUUGUGUGUCUGUGUUCUCUUCCCCUUUUGUAAGGACACCAGUCCAAUGGGAUCAGGACCCACCUUGUGACCUGAUUUUACAACUUAAUCCUCUCUUUAAAGACCCCACUUCCAAAUACAGUCCCAUCCUGAGGUCCUGGGGGCGUGGGUUUCAACAUGGGACUUUGGGACGCAGAGUUCAGACCCCAGCAGGCAUAUUUCUGGACCGUGUGGGGGUUGCAAACCCACGUGUCCCACCUAGAGUGUUUUAGGCUGAGAGCUGAUCUGCACUGUCACCGAAAGAGGCACUUCGACCGAGAGUCUGUGGUGGGGAGGCUGCCCUUCCACGGUAACCGGACCCCGUUUCUCUGUCCCGAAGGACGCGAGUGUGCGGAUGAAAUGCAUCCUGGCACUGAAGGCGCUCUACGAGAAGAGAGAGUCGGCUAUGAAGUUGGGCCUUUUUUUCUACAAGUUCAAGAAACGAAUCCUGUCGAUGACGCAGGACAGGCAGCCAGAAAUCACGUCUGAGUGUAUGCAGCUCCUGAGGCUCAUAUCCGAGCACUAUGUGGGCGUGUUCUCUGCCAUGGAGUAUGUCUUCCUGUUCCAGUUUGUGUACGCGGCCUACAGGCCCAUGGCGACAGCCGCGGGCGAACUCAUUUGUAAGAGGCUCCUGGCCCCUCCACCCCACGAAGGUUUCUUUGGUCAAGAGCCCCCUGACGAGUUUGAUAGAAAUCUCCAGAACAUGAAGACGCUCAUUGACUUCUACCUGCAGGGCGAGUUCCACAGACAUGUCCCGUACCUGGUGGACGGCCUGUGGGAGGCAGCGCCCGCCCUGGUCCGGAACUGGGAGUGUAUGACGGCCCUGCUGCUGGAGCCACGUGGCGGGCGCCAAGCGCUGACGAGCCAGCAGGAAAGAGUGCUCAUUGAGAUCCUCGUGGCCGCCGUGAGACAGGCUGCAGAGGGUCGCCCACCCGCUGGCCGCCGACUCGGCAAGAAAGCUGCCAGGGAGGUGGACGGGACCCGGCGCUGGCGCGAGCAUGCCAACAUGAGCCGACACUUUGUCAAGGUGCUGCCCCGGCUGCUGUCCAAGUUUGCAGCGGACAAAGAGAAGGUGACCCCCCUCCUGCAGAUCCCCCAGUACUGCAACCUGGACGUGUAUGACAUGGACGGCCUGGGCUCGUACCUGGAUGCGGCCUUGCUAGAGCUCGACUGCCUGGUGCAGCGGCACUCGGACGUGGCGGUGCUGGAGGCCUGUGCCCGCACCUACGGCACCUACUGUGACGAGGGGGGCUCUGCCCACUUCCAGGCUGCCCCUGCCCGCAGCCGGCUGGUGGACAUGCUGGUGGAUGCGCUGACCCCACUGCUGGACGUGUUCAUCCAACAUGAGAAACAAGGCUUGUUCCUUGGACACGGUGAGAUGGGACGGAUCUGCUCCACACUGCGGAGACUGGCUGCCUUCUACAGUGCCCACGACCUGAGCAGCUGGAACCUGUAUGAGAAGAUGGAUAGCCUGCUGACCUUCCGUAGGCACCAGGGCAGUCUGCCUACUGAGGCCUCACGCCCACAGGUUGUCCACUGUGCGCUGCAGUGCACCUACUACGCGCUGCUGUGGCAGAUUGUCGCGGCCACGGACCGACUGCCGCCCCAGGAGGCGCUCCUGGACUUGAGGAAGAGGCUGAUGAAGUUCUGCCUGGUCUGUCGCGUGUACUUGAACCACCAGAGCAAGGUGCUGAGCGAGAAGGCCUUCAUCCUGCUCUGUGACCUGCUGCUCAUCCUGAGCCACCAGGGCCCUGAGGAGGACACGGGCCUGGGGCUGCUGUUCUUUGUCCCCGAUCACGUCCUCCAGUGCAAGCUGCUCACCUUUGUCAGGGAGCACGUGUUCCUGGAGGAGACAGGAGCCACAGGUCCCAGCAGAGUUUACAGCGAGGAGGAUGCGGACGAGCUGUACGAGCUGUUCCACAGGAGAAACAUGCUGGCCGUGUUUUGUAAGCUCAUCGUCUGCAACGUGCUGGAGAUGAGCGCGGCCGCCGACAUCUACCAGUUCUACCUGAAGCAUUACCAUCACUUUGGUGACAUCAUCAAGGAGACCAUGACCAGGACGAGGCAGAAUGACAGGCUCCGCAACGCGCUGUCCCUGCUCCUGUGCCUGCAGCAGCUGUUCCAGAAGCACGUGGACACGUACGGCCUUGGCUAUGACCCCAUUGAGUUCAUCUGUGGCCCCUUCUACUCCAUCCGGCUGCUGGCCCGCCGCUUUGCACUCACCCUUGGCUUUGACCGCGCCCGUGACGCUGCCCACCUCAUCCACAGGCGCGGGCUGGCCUUUGCCUUCUCUGAGUCCCCGGUGCCUGAAGAGCUAGAGGCCCGCCAGCGCUUCCCAAACCUCAGCUUCCUGCUUGUGCUGGCCGAGUUCUCCUGCAAGAUCCCGCCAGCUGAGCGACAAGCUGCACUUGCCCACUUCCAGGACUCCAUCCCCGAGGGCGUGCCUGUCUUUGGGGAGGGGGACACGAACCCCAUGUUCGUCUACCGCAAGUCCCUGAUGAGGACAGACUACGUGGCCCAGGGGGAGGAGGAGCCCGCCGCCAACCCGUUUGACGCCAUAUGCAAAGACUGCAAGCGGCCCCAAGAGCUGCCUGUGGGGACGUGCUCCACCUGGACACCAGACACCCUGGCCAGCUCCAGCACGGGGGACAGAGAACCGAGAAACUCCUCCAAGGGUCAGAAGUCCAACAGGGACGUCUUUGAUGUUGACUUCCUGUCAUCAGAGGACUCUGAGAACUCUUCCAACGAAGACGUGGAUGUGGAGGGCAUCUCCGUCCACGAGGGGGUGUCGGACUGAGGAGGACACAUGCCCCGCUGGGGCUCACGUCGGGAGCUCCUCCUCGGUUGCUGCCUUGUGUCCCUGGGCUCGGGGAGCCAGUGGCGUCCAGGUGCGGCUGACCCAGGCCCCCGGGGGCUCCA